This is a messenger RNA of Neoarthrinium moseri, 522 nucleotides long. RefSeq lists its product as uncharacterized. Gene Ontology annotation, cellular component: extracellular region. Lineage: Eukaryota; Fungi; Ascomycota; Sordariomycetes; Amphisphaeriales; Apiosporaceae. The transcript has a single exon. The record is from RefSeq and is a predicted model, not a curated record. The coding region runs from base 1 to 522 and encodes 173 amino acids.
AUGGUCAAGGUAGCUUCCAUCGCCCUCUUCGCAACCGCCGUGCUCGGCGCCGUAAUCCGCCGCGAUGUUGCCGAGACGCUGGCCAACCUGCAGAAGAUUGACGCCUCGGUCGUCAGCCUGACCACGACGGUCAGAAACUGGGAUGGCUCAGUCCUCGGGGCACUGGGCAUCCAGACAGCCGCUACAACCGUUGGUAACAACAUCGACUCGGCUAACAGUGCUGCCGCGGACGAGACGGUGGCUUCGAGCCAGGACUCGGCCACCCUCAUCAGCUUUAUCUCACAGACGGGCGAGCCGAACAUCGCCACGUCCCUGGAUGCGCUCGUUGGCCGCAAGGCUGACUUCCAGUCGGCGGGCGUUAGCUCGCUGGUUCUCAGCACCCUCCGAAACCUGAAGAGCAAGAACGAUGCUUACGGCGCUACCUUGCUCGGCCUCACCGCUGCCGACCAGAAAGCAGCUGCUCAAACCGUGCUUGCGCUGAUCGUUUCUGACUUCAACGAGGCCAUCACGGCGUUCUCCUAG